AUGGUUAAACCACUCGUUAGAAAUGAUGGCUCUAUCAAGUCUGACUUGAAUGAGAUCAUCUCCCGUCCUUUUGUUCAUCCAGAGUCGAGUACAUACUCCCAAAACCUGAAUACAGUUAUCAAUGAUCUUUCUCGUAAUGCAGUUCAAGGGUUUAACACAUCUUCCAGUGGCCAAUCUCCCAACACAGUCUAUGGUCUGCUCCAGUGUUUUGGUAAUGCUUCAGUGACGAAUUGCUCAGAUUGUUCAAGACAAGCAUACAAUGUUGCUCUAAGCAAUUGCAGCAACGACAUUGGUGUAAAGGUGUGGAUGGAUGAGUGUUUCUUGCGCUAUGAUAACUCCAAUUUCAUUUCAACAUUAGAUACCACCUUCGAGACACUGUGGAACUCGAACAAUAUCUCAAGCAACAUGGAGAGUUUCAUAUCCACGACCUCUAGUCUUCUCUUAAAUUUAUCUAAUCAAGCUUAUAUCCCUGCAAAUAAGCUAUUUGCUGUUGGAUCUGCCAAUUACGCUACUUCCAAUAUGGUGUACGGCCUAGUUCAGUGCUGGAGAUAUUUAUCCAUUAAGGAUUGUAAAACCUGUUUGUUGCAAGCAAGGAAAGCAUUGGAGCAGUGCUGUUCACCAAAACAAGGAGCUCGGGCUCAGUCAGGAAGCUGCAUUGUCAGAUAUGAGAGCAGCCCAUUUUUGUUGGACGUCGUGGAGUUAUCACCAUCACCCUCACCUUCACCCUUACCUUCCAGUGAGGCUUCAUCACCACAUCCCACAACAUCCACACCAGUAGCCCACGCUCCUUCUGAGACAAAGUACCAGGCGAAAUCAAAUGAGAAAUCCUCGAAAAAACCGCCCUUAAUACUGGGGCUUGUGGGAGGAAUAGUUCUGGUCUUACUCAUUUGUUUAAUUGCCAUGAGAAAAAGACUCAAAUCUGCUAUUUUUGCGCGGCCAGUAACUGUACCUGCCCAUAACGAAGAGAUCGAGUUACUUCAACAGGAACAACGUUUCAUCUUCAGCUUGGAAGAACUGGCAGAAGCCACUGAAAAUUUUCAUGAAAAUAAAAAGCUUGGACAAGGUGGUUUUGGUGUCGUAUACAAGGGAAGAACUAAAGACGGAAAGGAAAUAGCAGUGAAAAAACUCUUUGCCAAGUCCACACAAGUUAAUAAAGAAUUUGUGAACGAAGUGAAAGUUGUUGCCAAUGUUCAACACCGAAACCUUGUGAAGCUGCUGGGAUGUUGUGCUGAGGGAGAUGAAAAGUUGAUUGUUUAUGAGUAUUUGCCCAACAAGAGCCUUGACACCUUCCUUUUCGAUCCAGAAAAGUGUAGACUGUUAGAUUGGCAAAAACGUUAUAAUAUUAUCGUUGGAAUUGUCCGUGGCCUUCUCUAUCUUCAUCGGGAUUCGCCGAUGAAAAUUAUUCACAGAGAUAUUAAACCACACAAUAUUUUGCUUGACAACAAACUUAAUCCAAAGAUAGCGGAUUUUGGCCUUGCUAGAUUUUUUACUGAGGAUGAGACACAUAUUCAAACAAGAGCGGCAGGCACAGAUGGUUACAUGGCACCAGAGUAUGCAAUGCAACAGCAUCUCUCUGUUAAAGCCGACGUUUAUAGCUUUGGAGUAGUAGUGCUUGGGAUUGUCAGCGGAAAGAAAAAUACAGUUAUUCAAAACUUAUCAGAAUGGGCAUGGAGACUGUACAAAGGGGGAAAUAUUCUGGACAUGGUGGAUUCGAGAGUUUUAGAAGAAUGCUUGGAGGAGCAAGCGUUGAGAUGUACUCAUGUUGGGCUUUUAUGUGUUCAAGCUGAUCCAGCACUCCGUCCACCCAUGUCUGAUGUUAAUUUGAUGAUCUCAAGCAGUUCAGUGCCCUUGCCCAUUCCAACAAAGCCCGGUUUCCUAACAAGUAUUGCUUCAAAAUCGAGAUCAAAGUCCAGCUCAGGGAAUGAUGAGUGUAAAAAGAGCACGGCAUCGCAGACAUCUGGGACCACCACGUCAUCUACAUCAAGUGUUCACAAAAACGAGUCCAAUGUGAGUUUAGAAACCAGGGAUUCUAUACAGAAGUGA
Messenger RNA from Cryptomeria japonica (Japanese cedar), 2043 nucleotides. Its product is annotated as cysteine-rich receptor-like protein kinase 43. Gene Ontology annotation, molecular function: protein kinase activity; ATP binding. Gene Ontology annotation, biological process: protein phosphorylation. Bases 1 to 2043 code for a protein of 680 amino acids. Lineage: Eukaryota; Viridiplantae; Streptophyta; Pinopsida; Cupressales; Cupressaceae. The transcript has 8 exons. The record is from RefSeq and is a predicted model, not a curated record.